AUGGGAAGUGGAAUCAGUGCAGAGGACAAAGAGCUGGCAAAGAGAUGCAAGGAAUUAGAAAAGAAGCUGCAGGAGGAUGCGGACAAGGAAGCAAAGACAGUCAAGCUGCUGUUGCUGGGUGCUGGGGAGUCAGGAAAGAGCACUAUCGUCAAGCAGAUGAAGAUCAUUCAUCAGGAUGGCUAUUCGCCAGAACAAUGCCUGGAGUUCAAGUCUGUCAUCUACGGGAAUGUGUUACAGUCCAUCCUGGCUAUCAUCCGCGCCAUGUCCACACUGGGCAUUGACUAUGCUGAUCCAAGCUGUGCAUUAUGUAAUAAAUGUUAUAUGGAUGAUGGGCGACAGCUCAACAACCUGGCUGAUUCUACCAUGCCUCCCAAGCUGGUAGAGGUCAUCAGGAAAUUGUGGAAGGAUGGUGGAGUGCAAGCCUGCUUCGACAGAGCUGCAGAGUAUCAGCUCAGUGACUCUGCAUCUUACUACCUGAACCAACUGGACUGGAUUACAGAUCCUAGCUACCUCCCUAAUGAGCAAGAUGUGUUACGAUCCAGAGUCAAAACCACAGGCAUCAUUGAAACAAAGUUUUCUGUCAAAGACUUGAAUUUCAGGAUGUUUGAUGUGGGAGGGCAAAGAUUAGAGAGGACAAAGUGGAUCCACUGCUUUGAGGGAGUCACCUGCAUCAUUUUCUGUGCAGCCCUCAGUGCCUAUGACAUGGUGUUGGUAGAAGACGAUGAGGUGAAUCGUAUGCAUGAGUCUUUACAUCUGUUCAACAGCAUAUGUAACCACAAGUUCUUUGCUGCUACUUCCGCUGUCCUCUUUCUCAAUAAGGACCUCUUUGAGGAAAAAACCAAGAAAGUCCAUCUCAGUAUUUGUUUUCCAGAGUAUGAUGGGAACAACUCCUAUGAGGAUGCGGGGAAUUAUAUCAAGAACCAGUUCCUUGAUCUCAAUAUACGAAAAGAUGUCAAAGAAAUCUACAGUCACAUGACAUGUGCUACAGACACACAGAAUGUCAAAUUUGUGUUUGAUGCAGUUACAGAUAUUAUCAUCAAAGAAAAUCUCAAGGACUGUGGGCUCUUCUAAUCCACUCAACUCCUGAAGUAUACUUUUUUUUUUUGGUACUGGGGACUGAACUCCAGACCUUGUGCUUGCGAGGCAGGCAUUGGAACCACUGAGCUAAAUCCCCAGCUCCUCAGGUAUUUUUUUUUUUUUUGCUAUGUAGUUCAGGCUGGUCCUCAACUAUGUAGCCCAGGCUCGCCUCAAACUCCUGGCGAUCCUUCUGCUUCAGCCUCCAGUGUGACCUCAGGUAUACAUUUUAUAAACAAGCUUGGAAUGUAGGUAAUUUUAAGUGGAAAAUUAUAGGUCAAUAUACUAUGGCAUGAAGAAUGAAUCCACUGUCUGUGGGAAUGGAGAAUGCACAGCUGGAACUAUGGUCUCUCUGUCUCAUGUUCUUUUCUAAGCAGAAUAGCCAGUAGUUUCAAGAGCACCAGGCCA
Heterocephalus glaber (naked mole-rat) is the source of this 1482-nucleotide messenger RNA. It is a transcript of the gene Gnat2, whose product is annotated as G protein subunit alpha transducin 2. The record is from RefSeq and is a predicted model, not a curated record. Gene Ontology annotation, biological process: adenylate cyclase-modulating G protein-coupled receptor signaling pathway; detection of chemical stimulus involved in sensory perception of bitter taste. NCBI's taxonomy places the organism in Eukaryota, Metazoa, Chordata, Mammalia, Rodentia, Bathyergidae. Gene Ontology annotation, cellular component: heterotrimeric G-protein complex; cytoplasm; photoreceptor outer segment. Gene Ontology annotation, molecular function: GTPase activity; G protein-coupled receptor binding; G-protein beta/gamma-subunit complex binding.